AUGGCGACCCACAUGCUUCGACAGUUUGCUAGGCGGGCUGUAUACGCUCAUCCAUUGUUGAGGAGGCAGAGCAUACGGCUGGUCUCUUCUUCUCCACGUGUUAUUUUUGCUGGUAACAAAUGUUUGCAGCAGCCAUUUCUUGUCAGCAGCAGCUUGGCAGCAAAACCUCCAUCUCUUAUGGGCGUUCGCUUGUUUGCCGAUGCUGGAGCAGCGCUAUCAAGGGAAGAAAUUCAGACACGAGUCAUGGAUGUCUUAAAACUUUUUGACAAAGUGGAGCCCGAAAAGGCAAGUAUUUAGUUCCUGAAUAAGGGGGUGAGGGUCACUCCUCCUUCCUUAAUUUGCGUUUAUCAGCCUGAGGCAUCUUUGAACAAGUUGGGGCGACCUGCCCCUUGUAUAACCUUCACUGAUUGGUCGCUUCAUCGCAUACAGUACUAUAUACUUUUAAAGAUCUCCUGAGCCUCGCUAUUGCUUGGAUUUUGAGAACUUGAACACGAUUUAAUGUAAUUUUACUAAACAAUAUAAUGUUCAUUGUGUGGACUCCUACAGAACCAAAAUCUUGUGUAAUUUGGGUACCCCCUCGACCAAGUAUCGGCCAUCAGUAUUGGCCGAUACUCAGUCGACCUGUCAGCCAACUCUCAGUGGACACACUGGCUGACUCGGUUGAUAUGUCCGUCGACAUCAGUCUGCCAGGUGUCGGUCUACAUGAAGAGCUGGCUGACACGUCGACCAUAGCCUGCGUUGCAGCCGGCCCACGUACUCGUCUAAACCAUUUGUAUAGUGCGUCUGCGAAUUAGUGCACAAAAGCUUGUUCUAAUAUCCUGCAGAGUCGCAAGGACAUAUGUGAGCGUUUCUGAUAGGCGGGUUUCUUACAGGUUUCUUACAAGCCGCACGAUUGGCCUAAUUUUUACGUGUGCGUGACGGUUGGGCGCAGUGACAUGUCAAUUAAAAUUCACAGAAGGGAGUUGGCAAGGAUCGUUUACAGUAAUCGAAAGAUCAGUUCGAACUUUAGAGCCGUCUUCUGAGCAAAAAAACGCUUUGAGAUAAUUCCUUCAAGGCCAAAAUUUGCUAGUAAAUUUGCCGGCUGGUUUCCCAGCGUCUUCCAAUCGCUGCAGAUGUACUAUUGCGUAUUCUGUAAUCUAACCGACAGUUCUAGAGUCAAAACAAAUGAAGAAAUCAUCACGUUAUUCACGAUAAAAAAAAAAAAAACUACACACAUGUAGCUAUUCAGGUCCAAGCGUUUCGUUGAAAACCAAAGAAACUUAGGUUAUUUAGCCGCAAUAAAGAAGCUUAAGGCUUAAUCAGAGGUAAAAGAAAAUCAUUUAUGCAUCUGUGAUCAAAUCCUCUUAGAAAACAUUUGCCAAAAAAUAAACUACAGGAACUAAUUACUCAAUAUGUAUGAAACAGACCAGCUUCACAACCUCUAAAUGUAGCUAAAGGUGAGACUCAAAGAGGCAAAAAAAAUUUGCUCAGUCAAAUUGUAGAAUACUCCAUGCACUGUAUAAAUUACGCAAAAAGAGAGCAAGAAAAACAUGUGUUGUUCAAGCUACUCUAGGGGUCUCUAAAGUCACGUUUCACACUAUCACGAGCUCAAUCUCUCUGGUCACGAGCUAUGAGUCAUGUUUGGCCUGUCAACGCUUAAUUCAAAUCGGACUAAUCACAAACUGUGAAAGAAAAUAGCCAAUCAAUAACGCCGACAUAUAUCCAUGCUACUCUACGGGAUUCGAACACGAUAUUGUGCACUAAUUCGCAGACUCUCUAUACAGAAGGUUUAGAGUGUGUGCGACGCAGGCUAGUCGACCAAAGUAUCGGUCAAUAGUGUUGGUCACUGUGUUGACUGUUAAUCAGUCAACAUAUCAAUUAGUAGGUCAACAACAUUUUGCUUAUACUUUAUUGAUACUUAGUUGACUCUUCCUCUGUAGUUUUAUUUCCUGUCUGCACAAAUUUUUGUUGUUUAUUUAAUUUGCUUGAUUUAUUGUCAUUACAAUCAUUGCAGUAACAUACAUACACCAUAGCCAAACACGUAAACCCCCCCCAAAAAAUAUUGGAUAAAAAGGGACUGUGUACCUCCAAACUUUCUGAUGGUGUCACCUUUGGGAUGGUAAAGCUGAUCUAAUUAAAAUGAAGCCAUUAUAACAUUCAUUGCAAAGGGAAAUAUUAAUAGUAAUAUAAACAAGGUUAUAGUGCAUCUAGGACACUGAGACAUUCAAAUGUAACACUAAAUGUAAUGAAACAAGGAGACACGGUGAGACUGACCAUAGAAUGACAUGAGAAACAAAAUUAUUCCAUGCCAGCAAACUAUCGAAAAUUUAUGUCACUUCUGAUAACACAACUUUAAUUAUACGGCAGUCAAUCAACAUACCACCGACAGUCAAACAAUAUUCUACCAACACUUGAUACUAGCCGUAUCGUCGGAGUGUUGAAUGGUAUACCGACCAACUAUAUUAUGUGAUCUGUUCUUGAAAAGGUAUCCAGUUAAUUUUUCAGUAAGCUAAGUUUUAACAUUGUUAAAUUGCUACGUGUGGCUGUAUUGGUUAAUAUUUUGGCAUUGUUUUUUGUUAGCUCACCAUUAAAAGUCAUUUUAUUAAUGACCUUGGAUUGGACAGCUUGGAUAUAGUUGAGAUUGUCAUGGCAUUGGAAGAUGACUUUGGUGAGUACUUUAACCCUAGUGCCAAGCUUAUACUAGAAGUCACAACUAUUUUCAUACAAACUUAAAUGAAGUCAUACAGCUCCUUGAUCCUGAGGCUUAUGACAAUAAAUUGUCAUUAGACUCCUUAAAAUAUGUGUAUCCUCUGGUUUGGUUCUCAGUUUUGGGUAUUAUUAAACAUUCCAUCAUAUAUAAAGUUGGCUAGAAAUGUGCAAGUUUUUGUUUAAUACAAGUUGUCUGCUUCUUACAGAUUCCUAUAAAAUGAAUCAUAGUUGAUGCGUAACUAAGUAUAAUAUGUUUGACAAGACAAGAUGCAGCACCUUCAGUGCCCUGGCUGCUAGAGGUUUUUUUUCUUUCCUAAUUCCAAAAAGUUUGCUGCAAAGCUUCUCAAAAGCUUUAUCAAACCUUGCGCAUGGGUUAUUUCAUCCUAGGUAUUUUGAGAUUGGAUCUCUGGAGUCAGGACUUAUGUUCAGCAGCUGAAAAAGAGAAAUUAAGACAGUGGUUUUGGUUUGAUCAGAAUUUUAUCCCUUAGCCUGCGAACAAGCUCUCCAUGCUUGCAUAGUCUGUAACUAACAUUCAACCCAUGUUCUAUUGUAGCAAUUGAAAUAUCUGAUGAAGAAGCUGAAAAAGUGUUUACAGUUGAUGAUGCUGUGCAGUUAAUAGCUAAAGCAUUGGAUGAACAUUAGUCAUAAUGUGGUAAGCAGGCUCUGUUUUUUCUAAGUACGUCGAGCAAAACGUGCAAGGCACGAAAAUGACCACGCCCUUGACUGAAGGCUCCAGACGGUGGAGGCACUCAAUGCUCGCUCGCACUUGUACUCCCUUCACUUAAUAUAAUAUUAAACUAUAUAGUAUAAUGUUAUGUAUUUAUUUUUAAUAUCCUCUCUCCUUAUGGGGCAUUUCAGGGAUAAUGAACCAACAAUUCAAAUGGAACAUAAUAUGGUUAAGAACUGGCUAGAGGCAAACCAGCUGGCUAUUUACAAGCGUGGCCUAGGGUUUGAACUCGGGACUACCGAGAACAAAUCUAGCAAGUGGUCAGUGCUGAACUUGAACACCGGGCCUCCGGAUUACAAGUCCAGCACUCUAACCGCGUGGCCACGCUGCCUCCAUCAAAAAAAAUCUCAAGAAAAAGAGAGACUGAGUGCAGCAAAUCAACUUGUUUUUUAAAUCAAGACAAUUUGUGUUCACAAGGCAUUUUGCUUUAUUUUAGUGUUUUAACUGGCCAAGAUUCUCUAUUGUUAAACUGGGAGAGAUCGUACAUCACGUCCGUGAGAGGAGCCACUUGUUGAGGCCCCGCGUGUCACUUAAAGUUUCGUUACUAGUUGAACCUGGUGUACAUUGAAUUGUAAUAAAGAUUUUCUAAUACCACUG
This is a messenger RNA of Porites lobata, 4012 nucleotides long. NCBI's taxonomy places the organism in Eukaryota, Metazoa, Cnidaria, Anthozoa, Scleractinia, Poritidae. The record is from the annotation of a GenBank genome assembly.